AUCAAAACUUGAUUUUUUUUUGACAAAUCCCUCAAAAAUUGUAUUUAUGUACUCAAAUUCUCCAAAAGAUUUAUGGUAAGAGCUUCCAUUGCAAGAUAACGAAAUAAUCCAUUUAAAGAAAGUAAAAAAAAGUUCAAGCUCUCCCCCCACUCCCUCCACUACACCCAAUUCCCAACGGUCACUUCCUUUUUCCCCAAAUUCAAUCACAUUAAACCCUAAAUCACCAUCUUCCCCACCCUUUUUCGUUACCGUUUUUUCCCCUUUUCCUGUUCGUUAAACGCUCCUCUAAUCUGUCUUUUUCCCCAAAUCUUGUCUGAAAUUCUUUUCGAAAAAUGGAAAUUCUCAACUGACACUAAUUUCCUCUUCAAAAUACAAAAUUCGUCGCUUUUUCUUAAUCGCCCUUUUCAAUCAUAUUUUGUACUGAGAGUGUUGAAUUGUCACAAAAUGGGCUGUUUUCUUGGGUGUUUCGGUUCUUCCAAGGAUGAAUCUAAGCGUCGCAAAAAUACGCAUUUCGAUUCUCAUCAAAUCCCAGAAGUUCAGGAUGAUCUAAAUCAGUACAAUCCUGUUUAUCCUACUCCCACUGUAUUUUUUCCGAAUCAGGAAAUUUUAGAGAAGCCGAUUGAUAUUCCGGUUCGCAAAUCUUGUGUUAAGCAAGAGGAGAAGGAUCAAUUAAGCUUGAUUAACAAGGAUAAGCCGGAGGAACAAUUGAGCUUGGGGGUACGAAAAAAAGUCACCUUCGAUUCAGAUGUCAAGCUAGAGGAACAGUCAAGCUCUGGGAUACUGAAGAAAGUCACCUCCGAUUCAGAUGUUAAGCCAGAGGAACACUUGAGUCCGGGGACGCGAAAAAAAGUCACCUUCGAUUCAGAUGUCAAGCCAGUGGAGCAAUUGAGUCCGGGGACGCGAAAGAAGGUCACCUUCGAUUCAAAUGUUAAGACAGAGGAAAAAUCAAGUCUGAUUACACAAAAGAAAGUCGAGUUUGAUUCAGAUGUUAAGCCAGAUGAACAAUUGAGUUUGGUCACACAAAAGAAAGUCGCGUUUGAUUCAGAUGUUAAGCCAGAUGAACAAUUGAGUGUGGUCACACGAAAGAAGGUCACAUUCAAUUCAAAUGUUAAAGAAUAUGAGCCACAGGAGAUUAUUGUCCAGGAGAGUGAAAAGGAAGGCGUCACAGUGAUUGAUGAGAGUAGCACAAAACCAGUAUCUGAAGGUGAUUCAACCUUGUCCAGCUUGGGAUCGUUCCCUCCAAAUCACAGAUAUCAAAACUUUAGAGAGAGUGAUGACGAGGAUGAAGAACUUGACUGUGAAGUCAGUGAUUUGGAUGAAGAUGAAGAUGAAAAUAAUGAAGAAGAGGUCUAUGAUGAUGAAUAUAGUGAUGAUGAGUACCAUCUAAGACAAGAGUUUUCAGCUAGGUUGUGUUCAUCUGUAGAAUCGGGAACUAAAAGUUCCGGGACAUGCUUUGUUGAUGAUGUGCACGAUGACCAUGUGUUGGAUCAUGGAGCUCUGGUGGGAGGAACUAUAACUCCUGUAGGGUUCAACCGUGGUGCUCGAGAUAGAGCUGGUUAUGUUCAUUCAGUGCUGAAUCCUGUUGAGAACACAGCUCAAUGGAAAUCUGUAAGAGUAAAAGCAAUACCACUCAUAAAAGAGCAGCAGAAGGAGAAUUUUCAAGUGGAUCAACCUUCAACAAAGUCUAAACCAAUGUUGGAUGAACCUCAAAGUGACCAUGAAGUAGCAGUUGAUGCCAGUCUAUCUACAUGGAUAAUUUCCUCCCAAAAAACACCACUUAGUAAGGCUACACCCGAACCGAUAUUAUCUGGGACAAGUGUAUCUUCACAUGGUUCUAACUCUGUUAGAAGACAGGAGGAAAGACCGAUUUUGGGUGCAUUAACAGUUGAAGAGCUCAAGCAAUUCUCCGCCACUUGUUCCCCGAGAAGAUCACCUAGUCGAAGCCCAGACGAGAGGCCAUUAUUUGGCACUGUUGGUGUGCAUUGGAAUGACAGGACCCCUGAUGAAGAACCUGUUUCAGUCUCUUCAUUUAAAGGCAUACCAAAUACCACUAGCAAAUACAGAGAGGAUAAUAGGGUGAAUUGGCAUUCUACUCCUUUCGAAACAAGGUUAGAGAGAGCUUUGAACAGAGGUGCUGCUGAGGUCGACGAGGGUCAUGCUAGUCGCCGUGUGUGUUUAUAGAGCUUAUGGGAUUAUCCCUGAUAGUGUGUGUGUUGGUCUUCCUCUUUUGUUGUUUUGUCAUAUAUGCUGCAAAUACAUCAUACUGUGAAUUUUAACGAGGUUACCAGUUACCAUUGUGUGUGUGGAGUGGUAAUAAUAGUGGGUUGUAAUUCUUCAUUGGUUUGUUAAUAUAGCCCAUAGGCAAUAAUGUAGAUUUCGAGUUGUCUGUGGUUUUAAUCAUUUUGUUUGUAAAGAAAAAAAAAGUUAUCUUUUUGCUCGAAGCUCUUUUUUUUUCGUGGUACAAUACCUCUUUAAA
Spinacia oleracea (spinach) is the source of this 2476-nucleotide messenger RNA. RefSeq lists its product as uncharacterized. Gene Ontology annotation, biological process: male meiosis II. The transcript has 5 exons. The record is from RefSeq and is a predicted model, not a curated record. Bases 445 to 2181 code for a protein of 578 amino acids. Lineage: Eukaryota; Viridiplantae; Streptophyta; Magnoliopsida; Caryophyllales; Amaranthaceae.